Messenger RNA from Syzygium oleosum, 1386 nucleotides. Its product is annotated as KID-containing protein 1-like. Lineage: Eukaryota; Viridiplantae; Streptophyta; Magnoliopsida; Myrtales; Myrtaceae. Bases 456 to 1259 code for a protein of 267 amino acids. The record is from RefSeq and is a predicted model, not a curated record. The transcript is spliced from 2 exons.
UUUCUCUCUCUAUCUUUCUGUAAUGGAAGCCCAAGGCUUUCUUCUUCUGCUCUGUGUUUCCGAUAAUAGCAAAUAAGGGAAAAGGGUGUACUCUCUCUGUACCCAGAGAAGCCAUAGCUAGGAUCUUUAUCCCGCGAGACUGUCCAGUACGCAGGAUAUAGCAAGCCCAGAUCUUCCUCUCUUUCGUGCCUAGCGCAGAGAGAGGGGGAGGGAGGGAGAGGGAGGGAGAGCGAUUGAUGACAAGCAGCCCCGUCCAGAUUUGGAAGCCCAAGAGGAGAAGAAGGAGACGGAGGGGCGAAGGUUGAUUUGAUCUCGUCCGACGCCUUUUCUUGUUUUUUUUUUUCUCUUGUUUCUCCGCCUCUGUUCUUCUGGGUGGUGGUGGUGGGGGUGGGGGUGGUUUUCGGUGGAAGGUCUUUGGGUGUCGAAGCGAGAAGGGACGAGUUUCGAGGUCUGUAAUGGAGGUGCUGGUGGGGGGGUCCUCGCUGGGGAUCGAGGUGAGCUCGGCGUCGGCGUUCGUGAGGGAGCGCGCCGCGGCCGCGGCGGCGCAGGCGCAGGCCGGGGACGAUUCGGGCGCGGGCUUCGGGGCGGGCCGGUCGGGGAAGUCGGAGGAGGACUCGUCGUCGGAGAAGUCGUCGUCGAUCGGAGCCCCGGACGAUAGCGACGAGGAGGAGGAGGAGGAGGACGGCGCGGUGGUGUCGUCGGAGGAUGCCAAGGGAGGCUGCAGGAAAGGCGGCGGGUUCGGAUCUUUCGGAUCUCUGGCUUCGCUCGAGGACUCGCUUCCCAUCAAGAGGGGGCUGUCGAACCACUUCUCGGGGAAAUCGAAGUCGUUCAACAACCUGUCGGAGGCGAACCUGACGGAGGCGGUGGGCAGCAGCAGCGCCAGGGAUCUGGCGAAGCCGGAGCACCCCUUCAACAAGAAGCGCCGGAUCCUCCGCUGGUCCAAGAACUUCUCCCUCCUCUCCACCGCCAAGUCCAUGCCCCUCUUCCCCCUCAGCGAAGAGGACGACGACGACGACGUAGACGACGCCGACGCGUCGCCCGAUCACCGCGACGGGGACGCCGACGCCGACGGCGGGAGGGGCAAGUCCGCCGCCGCCGCCGCCGCCGCGAGCAGGUUCUCGGGGGGCCGCCGUGGGACGAAGCACAGCGUGUUCAAGUCCUCGAGCUGCUUCGCGCUGUCAGAUCUGCACGAGGAGGACGAGGAAGAGGCCGCCGACGACGAGGACAACGACGACGAGGAGCAAGGCGGAGGAAAUUGAUUUUUCUCUUCUUCUUUUUUUAAUUUUAAUUUUAUGUGUUUUUUUUUUUGGGACGUUUAACCUAACUUUAUGUUCCUAAUCAUCGAUAUUAAAAAUAAAUAGAUGAAAAAUUAUCCUCUUCAGUUUA